Physeter macrocephalus (sperm whale) is the source of this 2076-nucleotide messenger RNA. RefSeq names its product solute carrier family 2 member 9 (gene SLC2A9). The record is from RefSeq and is a predicted model, not a curated record. Gene Ontology annotation, cellular component: plasma membrane. Lineage: Eukaryota; Metazoa; Chordata; Mammalia; Artiodactyla; Physeteridae. Bases 1 to 1635 code for a protein of 544 amino acids. Gene Ontology annotation, molecular function: hexose transmembrane transporter activity. The transcript has 12 exons. Gene Ontology annotation, biological process: monosaccharide transmembrane transport.
AUGGAUUCUCAGGAACAGAGCUCAGCUGCCGUUGCCCGUGACCCGAGCCGCCCGGCGCCUCCUGAGUGUGUCCAUCUGAGGAGCGGGACGCCGCGUGGGAGGAGAAGAAAGGACUGGUCCUGCUCGCUGGUCAUGGCCUCUCUCGUGGGCGCCUUCGGCUCCUCCUUCCUCUAUGGGUACAACCUCUCAGCGGUGAACGCCCCCGCUCCGUACAUCAAGACCUUUUACAAUGAGUCGUGGGAGAGAAGGCAUGGACAUCGGAUAGACCUGGAUACUCUGACUCUGCUCUGGUCUGUGACCGUGUCCAUAUUCGCCAUUGGUGGACUCGUGGGGACGUUCCUGGUGAAGUUGAUCGUAAAGGUUCUUGGGAGGAAAUUGACUUUGCUGGUCAACAAUGGGUUUGCAAUUUCCGCCACGUUGCUGAUGGCCUGUUCUCUCCACGCAGGAGCCUUUGAAAUGCUCAUCCUGGGACGCUUCAUCAUGGGCGUGGAUGGAGGCAUCGCCCUCAGUGUGCUCCCCAUGUACCUGAGCGAGAUCUCACCCAAGGAGAUCCGCGGCUCUCUGGGGCAGGUGACCGCCAUCUUCAUCUGCAUUGGCGUGUUCACGGGGCAGCUGCUGGGCCUUCCUGAGCUGCUGGGAAAGGAGAGCACCUGGCCGUACCUGUUUGGAGUGAUUGCCGUCCCCGUCUUGGUCCAGCUGGUGAGCCUGCCCUUUCUCCCUGAGAGCCCACGCUACCUGAUCUUCGAGAAGCACGACCAGGCUGGAGCUGAGAAAGCCUUCCAGACAUUCCUGGGCAAAGAGGACGUCUCCCGAGAGGUGGAGGAGGUCCUGGCGGAGAGCCGCGAACAGAGGAACAGCCGCCUGGUGUCCGUGCUGGAGCUGCUCAGGAGUCCUUCUGUACGCUGGCAGGUCAUCACUGUGGUCAUCACCAUGGCCUGUUACCAGCUCUGUGGCCUCAAUGCGAUUUGGUUCUACACCAACAGUAUCUUUGGAAAAGCUGGAAUCCCUCCGGAAAAGAUCCCAUACAUCACCUUGAGCACUGGUGGCAUCGAGACUUUGGCUGCCAUCUUCUCUGGCUUGGUCAUCGAGCGCAUGGGACGGAGACCCCUCCUCAUUGGUGGCUUUGGGCUGAUGACCCUCUUCUUUGGGAUCCUCACCAUCACGCUGACGCUGCAGGACCACGCACCCUGGCUCCCUUACCUGAGUGUCGUGUGCAUUCUGGCCAUUAUCGCCGCCUUCUGCAGCGGGCCAGGCGGCAUCCCCUUCAUCCUGACCGGCGAGUUCUUCCAGCAAUCGCAGCGGCCAGCUGCCUACACCGUGGCAGGAACCAUCAAUUGGCUCUCCAACUUUGCCGUCGGGCUCUUGUUCCCGUUCAUUCAGAAAAGUCUGGACACCUACUGUUUCCUGGUCUUUGCCGCAAUCUGCCUCGCAGGUGCUCUCUAUUUGUAUUUUUUCCUGCCUGAGACCAAAAACAAAACCCAUGCCGAAAUCAGCCAGGCAUUUGCCAAAAGAAACAAGGCCUACCCACCAGAGAAGAAAAUUGACUCAGCUGUAACUGAUGAUAAAACAAAUGGAAGGCCUGAACCGGACUCCUCCUCCACACUGGAGAAUUGUGUCAAAAAGAGGAUUGUCUGAACGGAUGAUCUCACCAUUCUUGGAAACGGAAGAGUCCCCUGCAAGUUUAACGUUACUAAGUAUUUAAAAAUAAACCUUUGCUAAUCUAACAUCACCGCCAAUUGGGGUUUAUUCACAGCUGAAUCCCCCAAACUCUUCUGGCAGCUGGAAAGAAUCACCCUAUGUUUCAGUGGACCCAGCAUCCUUCUGUAGACAUCCAUGGCCUGCCUUCUUCAUGACUUACCCCAUGAUUUCAAAAUGAAAUUGGGGAAGUAGCAUUUGAAUGCGUUCUCAAAUAAUAACAAUCUAGUCUGACAGAGGACUCGAUGGACUAGAAAUCCAGACUGAGUUUCCAGUCCCAGCUCUGCCAGAAAUAGCCUUGAGCCACCCUCAGCCUGGAUCCUGAAGCAUCCAAGGACCCUUGGCUUUGAUCCUGGAUGAAGGUUUUCAUACCUCCUAAUA